AUGGUAAAUUAUGAAGAAGGUCCUCCCGGACCGCCUGGGAAAAGAGGCAAAAAAGGCAAAAAAGGUGAUCCUGGCGAUCCUGGGCCACCGGGUAUAACAGGAGCGCCAGGGAAAAAUGGAUUCCCGGGGAGCAAGGGCGAGAAAGGCGAACGCGGUUUCAUGGGACCAAUUGGGCUAGAUGGACCCAAAGGUGAUCCGGGUCGAUCCGGAGAUAAGGGACAGAAGGGUGAACAUGGGAGUCCAGGGUUUGAUGUCUUCUCGGCUGUCAAGGGUGUGAAAAGAUCAGUGGACAACUUUAAAAUAAGUCCAUACACAACAGCCGAGAUCAUAGCAGUUAAGGGUCUGCAGGCGGCAGGGCACAACAUCUCGGCCCAAACCAUCAUCCAACUCAAGGGUGAGCCUGGCGAACCAGGUCCCCCUGGUCCGGCAGGACCACAGGGUCCCGAGGGACUACCAGGGCACGACGGACGAGUGGGACCAGCGGGAACGGGGGGACCACCCGGAGUCCCGGGUCCACCUGGACCAAUUGGACCCGCAGGACCAAUCGGCCCUUCAGGUCCAUCGGGUCAUAAGGGUGACAAAGGCGAUAAGGGCGAACGCGGUUUCACGACUACACUAAAGGGGGAUGCAUUCCCCACGGGGAUCAUCGAGGGACCUCCAGGCCCGCCCGGACCGCCCGGCAAGUCGGGAGAAGCAGGGCCACGUGGACCACCAGGUCUAGAUGGUGCUCCAGGAACUCCUGGUGUACAGGGACCACCUGGGAAGCCGGGUGAAGUUGGUCCAAAGGGAUCGAAGGGUGAAUACGGUGAUAUGGGAUCGCCUGGUAUGCUGGGUGCACCAGGUUUGCCCGGGCCGCCAGGAUACCCCGGCCUCAAAGGAGACAAAGGCGAUAAGGGCGACUCGAAGUACAGGAAGCUGAGGAGAAGACAGGGAGACGGCACUGGAUACGAGCUGUAUGGUCAUGAGAUGAUGAUGGGCCCACCGGGGGCGCCGGGACCCGCAGGUCCCCCGGGCGUGGCGGGCCCCCCCGGCAUCAAGGGCGACAAGGGCGAGCCCGGCCUUCGAGGCAAGGCUGGUGAACGAGGCGAAAAAGGAGACGCGGGUCCAAUGGGAUUACCGGGUCCAGUUGGAAUGCCCGGCGAGGCGGGGCGGCCGGGGGAAAGCGGCCCCAGAGGCCCGCCGGGACUCGACGGAAUGAAGGGGGCGCAAGGCGAGCCGGGCUCCAAGGGCGAACGAGGGGACCCUGGACUGCCCGGAACUGAUGGGAUUCCUGGACAAGAGGGUCCAAAGGGUGACAAGGGAUAUAAAGGAGAACCAGGUCCAGUGGGCAAACGUGGGCGCAAGGGCGACAAAGGCGACAAGGGAGAACAGGGAGUGCCGGGCUUGGACGCGCCAUGCCCGUUGGGCCCCGACGGACUGCCGCUACCAGGCUGCGGAUGGCGCCCUACAAAAGAGGCGUUUCUCCAGUGGGUGCGACGACGGUUAGACGUCGACAAUGAUCUACCAGCGCUAUGA
This is a messenger RNA of Chilo suppressalis (striped riceborer), 1515 nucleotides long. The record is from the annotation of a GenBank genome assembly. NCBI's taxonomy places the organism in Eukaryota, Metazoa, Arthropoda, Insecta, Lepidoptera, Crambidae.